Oncorhynchus keta (chum salmon) is the source of this 7732-nucleotide messenger RNA. Its product is annotated as ephrin type-A receptor 4-like. Gene Ontology annotation, cellular component: neuron projection; plasma membrane. Gene Ontology annotation, molecular function: ATP binding; transmembrane-ephrin receptor activity; protein binding. Lineage: Eukaryota; Metazoa; Chordata; Actinopteri; Salmoniformes; Salmonidae. The record is from RefSeq and is a predicted model, not a curated record. Gene Ontology annotation, biological process: negative regulation of axon extension; axon guidance; protein phosphorylation. The transcript has 18 exons. Bases 94 to 3060 code for a protein of 988 amino acids.
CUCUAUCCCUGCUUCAAACGCAUAUUCCACAGGGAGAGAGAGAGUGAGCAAGACCUGCGAGGAGCGGAACGAACGAAAAAAGGCGAACGACAAAUGGCACUCAUGGCUGGGAUUUUGUUUACGGCGACCUUUGUGCUGCUUGGGAUUUCUACGUCAGUUUCUUCGGCACGGAUUUACCCUCCAAAUGAAGUGACGUUACUGGACUCCAGAUCCGUAGCGGGGGAGUUGGGCUGGGUCGCCAACCCAACAGAAGGAGGGUGGGAGGAGGUGAGCAUCAUGGAUGAGAAGAACAUUCCCAUCAGGACGUACCAGGUGUGUAAUGUCAUGGAACCCAACCAGAACAACUGGCUUAGAACGGACUGGAUCCUCCGAGGUGGCGCCCAGCGUGUCUACAUCGAGAUCAAGUUCACCCUGCGCGACUGUAACAGCCUCCCUGGUGUCAUGGGAACCUGCAAGGAGACCUUCAACCUCUACUACUACGAGUCCAACAACGACAAGGAGCGCUACAUCAGAGAGAACCAGUUUGGAAAGAUCGACACAGUGGCGGCCGACGAGAGCUUCACCCAGGUGGACAUCGGAGAUCGCAUCAUGAAGCUGAACACGGAGGUCAGGGACGUCGGAGCCUUGACCCGGAAGGGUUUCUACCUGGCCUUCCAGGACGUGGGAGCCUGCAUCGCCCUGGUGUCUGUCAGGGUGUUCUAUAAGAAGUGUCCCAUGGCCGUGAGGAACCUGGCCCAGUUCCCUGACACCAUCACCGGGGCCGACACCUCCUCACUGGUGGAAGUCCGAGGAUCCUGCGUGCAUAAUUCUGAGGAGCGUGACGUUCCCAAAAUGUACUGCGGGGCGGACGGAGAGUGGCUGGUGCCUAUCGGGAACUGCCUGUGUAACCCGGGAUUCGAGGAGAGGAACGCUAAAUGCCAGGCCUGUAAGAUUGGCUACUACCGUGCCCUGGCCACAGACGGUGCCUGCUCCAAGUGUCCUCUCCACAGCUACUCUGUCAGAGAGGGAUCUACAUCCUGUGCCUGCGACAAGAGCUACUUCCGCUCUGAGACUGACCCUGCAUCCAUGCCCUGCACUAGACCCCCGACGGCCCCGCUCCACCUCAUCUCCAACGUCAAUGAGACAUCGGUCAACUUGGAGUGGAGCGCUCCUCUCUCCUCUGGCGGACGCCAAGACCUCAGCUACAACGUGGUGUGUAAACGCUGUGGGCCCGAGGGGACACGGUGUCAGCCCUGUGGGAACGGGGUCCACUUCAGCCCCCAGCAGCUGAGCCUCAGGGCCACCAAGGUGUCUAUCAAUGACCUGCAGGCUCACACUAACUACACCUUUGAGAUUUGGGCUGUUAACGGGGUCUCCCAGCAGAGCCCUGGACCUGAGCAGGCCGUGUCGGUGACGGUCACUACCAACCAGGCCGCACCGUCUCCCGUCAACUCGAUCCAAGCCAAGGACAUCACCAGACACACCAUCUCCCUGGCCUGGCAGCAGCCUGAGAAAGCCAACGGGGUCAUCCUGGAAUACGAGGUCAAAUACUAUGAGAAGGACCAGAAUGAGAGGAGUUAUCGCAUUAUCAAGACGUCGUCCAGGAACACCGACAUCAAGGGCCUGACCCCUCUGACCUCCUAUGUGUUCCAUGUGCGCGCUCGCACCGCCGCCGGCUACGGAGAGUUCAGCGCUCCUUUCGAGUUCAUGACCAACUCUGUUCCAGCUCCUAUCAUCGGAGAGGGGACUAACUCCACAGUGUUGCUGGUGUCUGUGGUGGGCAGUGUUGUUCUCCUCCUCAUACUCAUCAGUGCCUUCGUCAUCAGCAGGAGAAGGAGUAAGUACAGUAAGGCCAAGCAGGAUGCUGAUGAAGAGAAACACCUUCACCAAGGAGUGAGGAUAUACGUAGACCCCUUCACCUACGAGGACCCCAACCAGGCUGUCCGAGAGUUUGCCAAGGAGAUCGACGCUUCCUGUAUCAAGAUUGAGAAAGUCAUUGGCAUCGGUGAGUUUGGGGAGGUGUGCAGCGGUCGUCUGAAAAUGCCAGGGAAGAGGGAGAUUUGUGUGGCCAUUAAAACCCUGAAGGCGGGAUACACCGACAAGCAGAGGCGGGACUUCCUGUCUGAGGCCAGUAUCAUGGGCCAAUUCGACCAUCCAAACAUCAUUCACCUGGAGGGAGUGGUCACCAAGUGUAAACCAGUGAUGAUUAUCACAGAGUACAUGGAGAAUGGCUCGCUGGAUGCAUUUCUGAGGAAGAAUGACGGGCGUUUCACAGUGAUCCAGCUGGUGGGCAUCUUGCGUGGCAUCGCGUCGGGCAUGAAGUACCUGUCUGACAUGAGCUACGUCCACAGAGACCUGGCCGCACGCAACAUCCUGGUCAACAGCAACCUGGUGUGUAAGGUGUCUGACUUCGGCAUGUCCAGAGUCCUGGAGGACGACCCCGAGCCUGCUUACACCACCAGGGGAGGGAAGAUCCCCAUUCGCUGGACAGCCCCAGAGGCCAUCGCCUACAGAAAGUUCACCUCGGCCAGCGACGUGUGGAGCUACGGCAUUGUCAUGUGGGAAGUGAUGUCAUACGGAGAGCGGCCAUAUUGGGACAUGAGUAACCAGGAUGUGAUCAAGGCCAUAGAUGAGGGGUACAGGCUGCCCCCACCUAUGGACUGCCCCGUGGCAUUGCACCAGCUGAUGCUGGACUGCUGGCAGAGGGAGAGGGGCGAUAGGCCCAAGUUUGGCCAGAUCGUCAACAUGCUGGACAAACUGAUCCGGAAUCCCAACAGCCUGAAGAGGACUGGAGGAGAGACCACACGACCCAGCACCACCCUCCUGGAGCCGGUCAGCCCGGAGGUGGCCUCGGCGCUGGGCUCUGUGGAGGACUGGCUGCAGGCCAUCGGCAUGGAGAGAUACAGUGACAACUUCACCGCAGCAGGAUACACCACCCCAGAGGCUGUGGUUCAUAUGACACAGGAGGACAUGGGCCGAAUGGGAAUCUCUUCAGCUGCACACCAGAAUAAGAUCCUGACCAGCGUCCAGGGAAUGCUCUCCCAAAUGCAACAGAUACAAGGCAGAAUGGUUCCGGUCUGAUCCACAAGAAGGAUAUGACUUCAUUUCUUACGAUAAUAAAAAAUUAAAUAUCAAAAGACAAAUGAACGAUAAAAUGGUUUACCUCAUCCAUGCACUUUAAAUUGGAUUUAAAAGAAGAAGAAGAAAAGUGGGAAAAAAUUGCACUUUUUGUCAGACGUUAGACCCUAUUGAGAACGGGAUAUUUUUCUGUCUGAGGGGCGCUGGGAAUAGGACGGACGGAAAGCUUUUUUGAGAGGCCAACUGGAGUGCCUUCACCGGUCUGGAAGGAAUUCAGAGGGGAUCGCUCCUCUGGGCAGAAGUCAUGUUUCUGGAACGUUCUUUCUGGAAUACCUCCAGAGCAGUAAUUGUGUUAAGUUGUGUAUGUAUGAAUUGUUCUCUGUGACUCGCUGCCAUUCCCUCCAUUGUCUUUCUCAGCUGGAUCCGUUCUAACAACAGCAUGGAGGAUUCCAACCUCGAGAUAAACACUGAUGUUCUGAAUCUGAGAGGUUAAGGGAGGGAUUCAGGAGGGAGGGGAAGUGGGAUCUGUGUUUUUGCUCUGUUCUGGUCUUGUUUUUCCCAGAUUGGGCUGUUUUGUUGCCCUCAGGACAUUGAGCAUUUUCUCAGAAUGUCUUUGAUCUAAAGAGGUGCAUUGCUACCCCUUGUCCUCCCAAACCAACAUCUCACCCCUCCGAAAACAUUUUAUUUGGAUCAUCUUUCAUCAGCCCCUCUGGAUUUACAGCCCGCCCCCCUGGGUCUGAUUAUUGCUUUUUGUUUUUUGACAGACAGCUGUUUGGACCAGUUGGAUUCUUACUGUGUAUUUGUUUCCUGAACGUAAAAAUGAGAGCAAAGGAGUAUGGGAUUUAUUUGAGCACAACUGCAGAGAGAUGGAUAUGUAACAAAAAACAAUGACAACGACAUCAAAAUAAACAAGAGAAUACAUGCUGGACAUUAAUCAAUCAUCAAUCACCACGCUGCCCCCGUCUAUCAUCAACAGGAUUCCUCCCUCUCUCCCCAUGACCAGAAUUCCUCUUCUUCUCCUUGGAGUCUCCUCCAACUCCAAGAUGAGAAAUCCAUCUCUCCAUGUCUGGCACAUCUCGUUGUUCGCCGUCGCUACGUUUUUCAGAACGGACAAACAGACUAGGGCUCCAUGACCUCCACCAACAGCUUACAGAAACAAUAGGAAUGAUUCAGCAACACUUAAAAAACAUACAAAUAAUGUAAUAUAAACUAGACCCGCCUCCAGCAGAUGAUGUAGUUGUUUUAUGAAUUUUGAAGUUGAUUCUCCUUUGUGUUUUUGGGUAGCAUGUAAAGUGAGUGUAUGGUAACAGCGACCAUGUGGUAGUGUGAUGAGUGUGCACCAUGUGUGUUUGAGUGAAUGUGUGUGUGUGUGUGUGUGUGUGUGUGUGUGUGUGUGUGUGUGUGUGUGUGUGUGUGUGUGUAUGACUGUCUAUGAUGUCUUCAAAGUACUAUCGAUAGUUGUCUGUUUUUAUGCCAGAUUUGUUUUUGGAAUCUCAUGAAUGACUUAGUAACUACAGAAACAAUGUAAAGUGUGCCACUACUCGUGCUUUGUCAAUCCUCUUCAGCAACAGCAGUUAAAGAGGUUUGCGGUUUUCAACACACCCUUAACCGCAUUGGCUUUAGUAGUGGGAUCCAGUUGGAUAUAUGGACAAUGGCCUCCUAUACUGACAGAAACACAGAAGGACAGACGGACAGUCAGCGGCAUAGGCUCUCUCAUUAGAAAGUAGAGUGGACUUUCCGAGCUGAAGCAAAGACACUGCGGAACCAUCUUUCUGGAUUUUGAGCAGGGGAUGUUUUAAAAAGACGCACCUACAGUAUAUAGUCAACAAGGACUUGAUGCUGGGAAGGGUGAUAAGAAGGGAUAAUCAUUGGUCUCGUUUCAUUUGUAUUUUUACAGAUAUGCACCACAUGACAGUCAGGUUUCAUUCAAUGGACUUAUUUUUUUAUAUACAACUGUUAAUAUCUGAAUGUUUUUCUGAUCAUAUGUGAUGGUUGACAUACUACAGAUUCCUCCGUCCUCCAUACCAGUCCAGCUCAAUGAUCCUCCAUACCAGUCCAGCUCAAUGAUCCUCCAUACCAGUCCAGCUCAAUGCUCCUCCAUACCAGUCCAGCUCAAUGCUCCUCCAUACCAGUCCAGCUCAAUGCUCCUCCAUACCAGUCCAGCUCAAUGCUCCUCCAUACCAAUCCAGCUCAAUGCUCCUCCAUACCAGUCCAGCUCAAUGCUCUUCCAUACCAGUCCAGCUCAAUGCUCCUCCAUACCAGUCCAGCUCAAUACUCCUCCAUACCAGUCCAGCUCAAUGCUCUUCCAUACCAGUCCAUCUCAAUGCUCCUCCAUACCAGUCCAGCUCAAUGCUCCCCCAUACCAGUCCAGCUCAAUGCUCUUCCAUACCAGUCCAGCUCAAUGAUCCUCCAUACCAGUCCAGCUCAAUGCUCCUCCAUACCAGUCCAGCUCAAUGCUCCUCCAUACCAGUCCAACUCAAUGCUCCUCCAUACCAGUCCAGCUCAAUGCUCCUCCAUACCAGUCCAGCUCAAUGCUCCUCCAUACCAGUCCAGCUCAAUGCUCCUCCAUAGCAGUCCAGCACAAUGCUCCUCCAUAGCAGUCCAGCUCAAUGCUCCUCCAUACCAGUCCAGCCCAAUGCUCUUCCAUACCAGUCCAGCUCAAUGAUCCUCCAUACCAGUCCAGCUCAAUGCUCCUCCAUACCAGUCCAGCUCAAUGCUCCUCCAUACCAGUCCAGCUCAAUGCUCCUCCAUACCAGUCCAGCUCAAUGCUCCUCCAUACCAGUCCAGCUCAAUGCUCCUCCAUACCAGUCCAGCUCAAUGCUCCUCCAUACCAGCCCAGCUCAAUGCUCCUCCAUACCAGUCCAGCGCAAUGCUCCUCCAUACCAGCCCAGCUCAAUGCUCCUCCAUACCAGUCCAGCGCAAUGCUCCUCCAUACCAGCCAAGCUCAAUGCUCCGCCAUACCAGCCCAGCUCAAUGCUCCUCCAUACCAGCCCAGCUCAAUGCUCCUCCAUACCAGCCCAGCUCAAUGCUCCUCCAUACCAGUCCAGCGCAAUGCUCCUCCAUACCAGCCCAGCUCAAUGCUCCUCCAUACCAGUCCAGCGCAAUGCUCCUCCAUACCAGCCAAGCUCAAUGCUCCUCCAUACCAGCCCAGCUCAAUGCUCCUCCAUACCAGUCCAGCGCAAUGCUCCUCCAUACCAGCCAAGCUCAAUGCUCCUCCAUACCAGCCAAGCCCAAUGCUCCUCCAUACCAGCCCAGCUCAAUGCUCCUCCAUACCAGUCCAGCGCAAUGCUCCUCCAUACCAGCCCAGCUCAAUGCUCCUCCAUACCAGUCCAGCUCAAUGCUCCUCCAUACCAGCCAAGCUCAAUGCUCCUCCAUACCAGCCCAGCUUAAUGCUCCUCCAUACCAGCCAAGCUCAAUGCUCAUCCAUACCAGCCCAGCUCAAUGCUCCUCCAUACCAGCCCAGCUCAAUGCUCCUCCAUACCAGCCAAGCUCAAUGCUCAUCCAUACCAGCCCAGCUCAAUGCUCCUCCAUACCAGCCCAGCUUAAUGCUCCUCCAUACCAGUCCAGCUCAAUGCUCCUCCAUACCAGCCAAGCUCAAUGCUCCUCCAUACCAGCCCAGCUCAAUGCUCCUCCAUACCAGUCCAGCGCAAUGCUCCUCCAUACCAGCCCAGCUCAAUGCUCCUCCAUACCAGUCCAGCUCAAUGCUCCUCCAUACCAGUCCAGCUCAAUGCUCCUCCAUACCAGCCAAGCUCAAUGCUCCUCCAUACCAGCCAAGCUCAAUGCUCAUCCAUACCAGCCCAGCUCAAUGCUCCUCCAUACCAGCCCAGCUCAAUGCUCCUCCAUACCAGCCAAGCUCAAUGCUCAUCCAUACCAGCCCAGCUCAAUGCUCCUCCAUACCAGCCCAGCUUAAUGCUCAUCCAUACCAGUCCAGCUCAAUGCUCCUCCAUACCAGCCAAGCUCAAUGCUCCUCCAUACCAGUCCAGCUCAAUGCUCCUCCAUACCAGUCCAGCUCAAUGCUCCUCCAUACCAGCCCAGCUCAAUGCUCCUCCAUACCAGCCAAGCUCAAUGCUCAUCCAUACCAGCCCAGCUCAAUGCUCCUCCAUACCAGCCCAGCUCAAUGCUCCUCCAUACCAGCCAAGCUCAAUGCUCAUCCAUACCAGCCCAGCUCAAUGCUCCUCCAUACCAGUCCAGCUCAAUGCUCCUCCAUACCAGCCAAGCUCAAUGCUCCUCCAUACCAGUCCAGCUCAAUGCUCCUCCAUACCAGUCCAGCUCAAUGCUCUUCUCAUUGGUGAAGUUGGGUUUUAAUCCAUCAAGGACCUGUCAUGUGGAAAUAUGCAAGAAGUGUGAGGAAAGGGAAACAGAAUGUACUGUAUAAUACUUUUUCAUUUAGUUACUGAUGAAAAAACCUAACAAAACACAAAUGAAUGUUUGUCAUUGUAUGCCUUCUGAUACCAUAUGAUCCAGCCAUGCACACUAACACUAUCAAUCUCUUUUUUUAAUGCUUUUUUUUCUAUUAUUAUUUUUGUUCAUUCAAUUUUUUUUGGUCAAGGAUUUUAGGUACAUGUAACUUAUGUCAUUAUUUAUGGUCUUUUAUAUCUAGUUUGUAAAAUUAUAGCAAAAGUGAAGAAAAUGAAGGGUUGUCAUAUGGUGCAUUCUUAUUAAAGUAGAAACCAUC